AUACAUAGAGUACGGUCGUACAGCUUACAGCUCCUAUUUAAAUCGCAUGCUAGGCCCGACUUAAAUAACUUGUUUUAAAUGCCGUGGAUUGAACGCUUAAUCCACGUAUUUUAGUUGAUAUUGUGACUGUCGCGUUGUUUGGGCCUAGCAUUCGCGGCGGGCGUUUUUGUUUAGAAACAAGCUUAACAAAGACGGCGAAGUUUUGUAGAGAGUACCGCAACGCACGACCCGAUUUUCGUUGAGAGCACUUUUCUACAUUUCAUUCGUUAAAUGAGCAUGGAAACUUCAGAGAACUCUCCACCAAAGAACCCAUCUGGAGGAAAGCCAUUCGUCAAGCUCCCAAGCAUCGACGAUUUUGCCGUGCUAAAGCCCAUAAGCAAAGGAGCGUUUGGCAAAGUCUACUUGGCACAAAAGAAGGGCAAAGAGGAAGGCCAGCUCUAUGCCAUCAAAGUGGUUCAGAAGACUGACAUGGUCCACAAGAACAUGGUCGACCAGGUGCUGGCCGAGAGGAAUGCCCUUGCCAUGAGCCAAAGUCCGUUUGUUGUGCACCUCUUCUACUCCCUGCAGACAAGCGUCAGCGUUUAUCUGGUGAUGGAGUACAUGAUUGGAGGAGACAUCAAGUCGCUCCUGCACACCUUGGGCUUCUUCGAUGAAGGCAUGGCACGGUUCUAUGCGGCAGAAGCGGUGCUUGCCCUCGAGUACCUGCACAGGAGACACAUUGUGCACAGGGACCUGAAACCAGACAACAUGCUCAUCUCUCACACGGGUCAUGUGAAGCUCACGGACUUUGGCCUCUCCGAAGUGCAGCACAAGCAUCUUGUCCUCCAAGAUGUCCUGGGCACGCCAGCGGGGAGAGCUGCUCGAAGCGUGGUGUUCCCCAGCCGCACGCCGGGACAGCUCAUGUCUCUCACAUCCAGCCUGUCUUUUAGUGCUGCCAGGCAACAGGUGAAGUUCCCCGAGCCGAGAGUCCGAUCCAACAGGUUACCCGGCCAGUCCACGGACACAAGCAUGCGGCUCCGCUCGUGCCGGCGUCGGCUGCCCAGGGGUUCGGUCGAAGUCAUGGCUUCCCCCAAAAUGGCUCUCGCCAGCCCCAGGCCCGUUGCCCAGAAACGAAGCAUGGCGACUUCCCCGCUGCAGCUGUUGAGUCCGAGCCCGCUACCCGAAGCAAAACGUCUCCACUUCGACCUUGAGCUGACGUCGCCGCUACGAAGCCCGCUGCGUAGCCUUCGGUGGCGCAGCGUGCCGGGGUCUCCCGCCAACAGCCCCGAGUGGAUGGUGGUAGCCAAUUGCGGCAAUAACAGCGGCGGCAGUCACGACGAUGUCUUCACCUUGUGCCACUCCGGCGAGAGACCGCUCGCAAAGAGCUCCCCCGGCACUGCUCCAUCAGCGUCGCCCCUCGCGUCCACGUUCCACACUCCGCAAGACCAGCGUGUCCCUCCGCCGACGCGGACCCCCAAGUCCGUCCGGGGUCGGCCCCUCGAGGGGAGGAUCCUCGGCACUCCGGACUACCUCGCUCCUGAGCUGCUCUUGCGGCAGGAGCACGGAGCGGCUGUGGACUGGUGGGCACUUGGCGUGUGCCUGUACGAAUUCCUCACGGGUCUGCCUCCGUUCAGCGACACGUCACCGGAAGCUGUGUUCAACAACAUUCUGAGCAGGGAUCUCCAGUGGCCUGAAGGCGAAGAGGCGCUGUCUCAAGUGGCUCAAGAGGCAAUAGAAGAGCUCCUCACUCCAGAUCCAAAUACUCGACCCGGAUCGAAAGAGGUUCGUGCGUUGCCCCUGUUCCUCGGCCUGACGUGGGAUAACCUUCACGAGCAGACGGCCCCCUUUGUGCCACGUCCCGACGACGCCACGGACACGGGGUACUUCGAAGCUCGCAAUCGCAUGCAGCAGCUCAAACUCUCCAGCUUCUGCAGUUAGCAGUCUUUCCACCCUGCGUUUGCCUGAAGUUUCCCGCCUCAAGAUGCUGGCCGUCCAACGAGGAUGGCCGCCCGAAGCCAUCCAAGAUUUUAUCCCCGCUUACUCUACCGGGUGAUUCAAGGAGACGGCAGGCUCUUUAAAUCGACCGUAAAAUUCCGUUUCUUAACGUAUCGCGCUACGACUUUGUGCAGCGUUGCCCACAGAUGGUGCAUUUUUUUUUGUAAAAUUUGCAAAGAGCGAACUUACCUGAGGAAAAAGUAAAGAAAGAAAAAGGCUUAGCUCCUAUGGAAACUCAGCGACGCCACCGGUCUUCAAACAACACGGCGCCGUUUCGCACAAGAGACAAGAGAUGGCGCAAGCGGUCGCGACGCCAACUGCCGCCAACGAGCGAGCAGACGACGCCGGGAGCCGGCGUAUCUAGCAGACAAAGAGCUGCAGUUCCGUGUUGUUACCGCACCUGUUUUUGUUCCUGCGACUGUCGCCGCCCGCGGAACGCGCUCCGCUUUUGAGUCGAAAAGAUUGUCUGCUAAAGUUGCUGGCUCUCGGCGCCGUAUGCUCGUUCAUUGGCGGCGUUCGUUGCGCCAUCUCUUGCGUCCCGUGCGAAACGGCGCCGUGUUGCUUGAAGACCAGUCGGUGGCUUCGCUGCGUUUCCAUAGGAGCUAAGCCUUUUCCUUUCUUUACUUUUUCCUCAGGUAAGUUCACUCUUUGCAAAUUUUACAAAAAAAUAUGCACCAUCUGUGGGCAACGCUGCAGAAAGUCGUAGCGCGAUAGGUUAGGAAACCGAAUUUUCCGGUCGAUUUAAAGAGCCUGCCGUCUCCUUGAAUCACCCGGUAUUUCGGUUUUUAUCUUUUAUUUAUGGAGAGAGAAAUAUAUAAACAUAAAACAUGUCAUAAUUCUACAACUGCUAUCUGUCUGUCUGCUGUU
Ixodes scapularis (black-legged tick) is the source of this 2841-nucleotide messenger RNA. It is a transcript of the gene gwl, whose product is annotated as serine/threonine-protein kinase greatwall. The coding region runs from base 271 to 1917 and encodes 548 amino acids. Gene Ontology annotation, cellular component: nucleus. The record is from RefSeq and is a predicted model, not a curated record. Lineage: Eukaryota; Metazoa; Arthropoda; Arachnida; Ixodida; Ixodidae. The transcript has 13 exons. Gene Ontology annotation, biological process: peptidyl-serine phosphorylation; intracellular signal transduction. Gene Ontology annotation, molecular function: ATP binding; protein serine/threonine kinase activity.